This is a messenger RNA of Radiomyces spectabilis, 2230 nucleotides long. Its product is annotated as phosphoribosylaminoimidazole carboxylase. NCBI's taxonomy places the organism in Eukaryota, Fungi, Mucoromycota, Mucoromycetes, Mucorales, Radiomycetaceae. The record is from RefSeq and is a predicted model, not a curated record. The coding region runs from base 134 to 1798 and encodes 554 amino acids. Gene Ontology annotation, biological process: 'de novo' IMP biosynthetic process. Gene Ontology annotation, molecular function: ATP binding; metal ion binding; phosphoribosylaminoimidazole carboxylase activity. The transcript is spliced from 5 exons.
CAAACUUUGAGUCAGUGCUGGGGAUCGUUAAUCUUUUUUUUAGGCUUUUAAGCGACCGAUUCUCCGUCCUCUUCUUUUUUAGCUUGAACUUGUUGCUCAAAAACCGGCCUUGAGCUUCUUUGAUAACGAGACAAUGAAUACCCAGAAAGUCGGCAUUCUUGGUGGUGGUCAGCUUGGCCGUAUGAUGGUGGAAGCCGGUUCUCGGCUUAAUCUUCAAGUGGUGAUUUUGGACGCACCCACGGAUGCUCCCGCUAAGCAGAUUGAAGCUACACAACAACAUAUCGAGGGUGCAUUUAACGAUGGCGACAAGAUUCGCGAAUUGGCGAACCAAGUGGACGUGAUGACGGUGGAAAUUGAGCAUGUGAACACGGACAUGCUGGCUGCCGUGGAAAGCGAAGGAAAAGUAAAGGUGCAUCCUUCGGCUGCCACUAUCAAGAUGAUCCAAGAUAAAUAUGUGCAAAAGAACCAUUUGUCGUCGCACGGCAUUCCUGUCGCCGAGUAUAUGGACACGCCCGACAAGGCGGCGGUCUUGGAAGCCGGCAAGCGAUUCGGCUAUCCUUUCAUGCUAAAGUCCAAGACCUUGGCUUACGACGGUCGUGGAAACUAUGUUGUUAAGUCCGAAACUGAUGUCGAUGCUGCCAUGGAUGCAUUGUCAAAGACGCCCUUGUAUGCGGAAAAGUGGGCUUCGUUCGUCAAAGAAUUAGCCGUCAUGGUGGUUCGUCGUGCCAACGGUGAAGUUCGAGCUUAUCCUGUGGUCGAGACGAUUCACAAGAACAGCAUUUGCCAUUUGGUCAUUGCUCCCGCUCAAGUGGAUGGUGCUGUCUUACGUCGCGCGCAACACAUUGCAGAAAAUGCCAUCAAGACCUUUACCGGCGCCGGUAUUUUUGGUGUCGAAAUGUUUGUGAUGGAAGAUGGUGAAAUUUUAUUGAACGAAAUUGCGCCCCGCCCUCACAACUCGGGUCAUUACACUAUCGAGGCGUGUGAGACCUCUCAGUUUGAGAAUCACUUGCGUGCGGUUUUGGAUAUGCCUCUGGGAGGUACUGCUUUGAAGGUGCCUGCGGCAAUCAUGGUGAACAUUCUUGGAGCUUCGUCGAGCAUGGAAGAAUGUUACGCUCCUUGUCACGAAUCUUUGCUUGUGGACGGAGCGACUGUUCAUUUGUACGGAAAGAAGGGAUGCCGCGCUGGUCGUAAGAUGGGUCACAUCACGGUGGUGGGCGAAUCGAUGAUGCAAGUCCAGGAACGUAUCAAGCCGAUUCUCAAGGCGAUUGAACCGGAUGUGGAACGCCCAUUGACACUCCGCCCCUUGGUGGGUAUUAUCAUGGGUUCCGAUUCGGACCUUCCUGUCAUGAAGGUCGGUGCCAAGAUUCUCAAGGAUUUCGGUAUUCCUUUUGAAUUGUCGAUUGUUUCUGCUCAUCGUACCCCGAUGCGUAUGGUGGAAUACGCUCAAUCGGCUGCGGAGCGUGGUUUGAUGGCUAUCAUUGCCGGUGCGGGUGGCGCGGCUCAUCUUCCCGGCAUGGUGGCUGCUAUGACCCCCUUACCGGUGAUUGGCGUCCCUGUCAAGGGCAGCUCCUUGGACGGUGUGGAUUCUCUUCACAGCAUCGUACAGAUGCCCCGCGGUAUUCCUGUGGCCACGGUUGCUAUCAACAACAGCACCAAUGCUGCUUUGCUUGCUAUCCGUAUUCUUGGUGCCUCAAUUCCCGGUAUCUUGAAGCAAAUGGAUAGCUAUAUGAAGAAGAUGGAAAAUGAAGUGCUCACCAAAGUAGACAAACUCAACAAUGUGGGCUGGGAGAACUAUUAAACAACUUUUAAGUGUAAAAUGUACAUGUAUCAAAUAUCCAACAUAGAUCUGAAUCUAAAAAGAAGUAUAUAAAACCGACUUGCGAAAAACUAAAAAUGGCGCAGAGAGAAAAAACGCUCGUCAUCGGAUAUACUAAUGUUCGGUAGUCAGGACAAUUGGAUAAGUACAAGGUAUCUUUUUAUCUAUGCCACAAAAUGACAGAAUUUCGAUUCCAAGAAUUAGGGUAUCACAUGGUUGCAGUACGACCGUGAACAUGUCAAAAAAAUGCAUGGUACAAAAACGAUUAAAAAUUGCCUAGUGAGCAUGACAAAGUGAACCCUUGUGUGUCGGGGGAUCUGAAUCGCAUCUCUUUUUAGUGUUAUGGAUCAAAGAUUUAUCUUAGUGCAUAUGGAUGCUAGUUCGAUGUGGUUUAGGAUUUAUGUUCUAUAAAAC